AUGGAUUCCCCGUUUCCAAAGUCCUCUUCAGCGGCCGGCGAGGGCGAGAUCAUAGCCCGGGUGCUGCCGAACGGCCUGUCGGGCCUCAAAGCCAUGUCGUACCAGUACCCUCUGAAACUCAUCUCUCCCACGCCGGCAGCCGACCAGAAGAGCGUUUUAGUAUUCUUAUUGUCAUACGGCGGCGGACUCGUCGGAGGGGAUAGCAUCAAUCUAUCCAUACGCGCUCUGCCAGAGUCAAAGCUUAGCGUUGUCACCCAGGGCCAUACAAAAAUAUUCAAGUCCGCAUCCCCCGACAUAGUCACGCGACAGACACUCGAGGUCCAUAUCGAAGACAACGCCGGUAUAUGUCAGCUGCCGGACCCAGUACAGCCUUUUGAUGGGAGCGUCUAUGAACAGACGCAGAUAUUCACAGCCUCCCCCAGCGCGUCUCUGUGUCUAUUGGACUGGGUGACGCAGGGAAGAACGGCACGCGGCGAGGACUGGAGUUUUGUCAAGUGGACAGGGCGCAACGAAGUCUGGUUAUCGGGAGAAACUCCGGGAAGCAAGAACCGCCUGCUUGUGCGGGACACGGUCAUCUUGGACAGAAAUAGUCAAGGGUUAGUUGGCAGGUCCUUGAGAGACUCUAUGCACGGGAACGGGCUCUUUGGGACGUUGAUUCUUCGAGGGCCGCAAAUGCAUGCCCUGGGAAACUUCUUUCUUGAAGAAUUUGGCGUCUUGCCGCGGCUUGGUGCGAGGGAUUUCAGAUCGGCAGAGGCUAAAGCUAAGGAGGAGAGCAGUCUCACGGAGGAAGAGUUGUGGCGGAUGAAGCGCAUAGAGAUGGAGGCCAAGGAUGGCAUCCUAUGGUCCGCAGCGAGGGUCAGGACCUGUGUCAUUGUGAAAUUUGGAGCGAGUACAGUUGAAGCUGGGAGGCUGUGGAUUGGCAACAUGCUAAAUCGAGAGGGCAGCGUCGCAAGACUAUACGGUGAGCAGUCACUGAUGUGUGUAAAAUGA
Messenger RNA from Colletotrichum graminicola M1.001, 990 nucleotides. RefSeq names its product UreD urease accessory protein. The record is from RefSeq and is a predicted model, not a curated record. Lineage: Eukaryota; Fungi; Ascomycota; Sordariomycetes; Glomerellales; Glomerellaceae. Bases 1 to 990 code for a protein of 329 amino acids. The transcript has a single exon. Gene Ontology annotation, molecular function: nickel cation binding.